Cylindrotheca closterium is the source of this 360-nucleotide messenger RNA. The record is from the annotation of a GenBank genome assembly. Lineage: Eukaryota; Bacillariophyta; Bacillariophyceae; Bacillariales; Bacillariaceae.
AUGUCCACUCCCACUCCCACAUCUUCGUUUCAAGAAGCCCAGAAUCGAAGCAUCCUUGAUCGAAGCUGCGUUUUCCAUGCUGUCAUAAAAUACAAUUUGGAAGCAUCACCAACCCUUUUCACCAUGCCACUUGAACAGUUCAUGUCCAACCUUCUUCAGCAAGCCGACGCUGAUCGCUUCGUUGUAAUCCGCGAUGACCACCGCGGGAUGAACUCAACUCCACGAUCACAGUAUUCGUCGCCAACACUCUCCGCUGUCUCCAAAGCAACCAAAGUCAAACGAGACUCGACGGCUCGUUUCGGGGAUCGGGUAAUGCCAGCAAUGGCUCCCAAGGCUCCAAUGAGAAGACCAAGCAUGUGA